GGCGGCGGGACCCGGGAGCCGGCGGGAGGGCUGGCGGCCAGGCUGAGUCAGCGGCGGAGCUGUGCGAGGCGGCACUGAGCGAGAGACCUCGCGACUCGCCGACGGAUAAUGGCGGAGGGGGAGCUGGACGUCGAUUCGCUUAUUUCCAGGCUUUUGGAAGUGCGGGGAUGCCGUCCUGGGAAGAUCGUGCAGAUGACGGAGGCAGAGGUGCGGGGUCUGUGCAUCAAGUCCAGGGAGAUCUUCCUGAGUCAGCCCAUCCUACUGGAGCUGGAAGCCCCACUGAAGAUCUGCGGCGACAUCCACGGCCAGUACACAGACCUGCUGCGGCUCUUUGAGUACGGCGGCUUCCCGCCGGAGGCCAACUACCUGUUCCUGGGCGACUACGUGGACAGAGGCAAGCAGUCGCUGGAGACCAUCUGCCUGCUGCUGGCCUACAAGAUCAAGUACCCCGAGAACUUCUUCCUGCUGCGGGGGAACCACGAGUGUGCCUCCAUCAACCGCAUCUACGGCUUCUACGACGAGUGUAAGAGGCGCUUUAAUAUCAAACUGUGGAAGACUUUCACCGACUGCUUCAACUGCCUGCCCAUCGCCGCCAUCGUGGAUGAGAAGAUAUUCUGCUGCCAUGGAGGCCUGUCUCCCGACCUCCAGUCCAUGGAGCAGAUUCGCCGCAUCAUGCGACCUACCGACGUCCCUGACACUGGGCUUCUGUGUGACCUGCUGUGGUCGGACCCGGACAAGGAUGUUCAGGGCUGGGGCGAGAACGACCGCGGCGUCUCCUUCACCUUCGGGGCCGACGUGGUCAGCAAGUUCCUGAACCGCCAUGACCUGGACCUCAUCUGCAGAGCGCAUCAGGUGGUGGAAGACGGCUACGAGUUCUUUGCCAAAAGACAGCUGGUCACUCUGUUCUCGGCCCCCAACUACUGCGGGGAGUUCGACAACGCGGGGGGCAUGAUGAGCGUGGACGAGACGCUCAUGUGCUCCUUCCAGAUCCUGAAGCCUUCCGAGAAGAAAGCGAAGUACCAGUACGGGGGCAUGAACUCGGGCCGACCGGUCACGCCUCCCCGCACAGCCGCCCCCCCGAAGAAGCGGUGAGGAGCGAGGCAGGAGCCGGGCGUCACGGACGGGCCUCCCUUUCUAGGGAGAAGUCUGACACACGGUGGUUAACUAUUUUGGAAAAGAUGCUCCUUUCUCGAACUGUUUCCUGUGAGUUGCACACCGCUCUCCUCUCUCCUGCAGCCAGUCUCUCUACAACUAUGCUUGUUUAUAAAAUAUUUAAUACAGCCAGUCGUCUCUCAUAUCCUGAGUGCACCCCCACCCCACCCGCUUCUGCUCAGUAGCGAAUGCACACCACAGCGAUAAAGCUCUUCUCAAUAUCGCCCCCCCUCCCAUCCAAAUGAAACAGGUGAUGAGUUGGAUUUUAAAUAAAAUAAUUUGAGGAAUAAA
Molecule: messenger RNA, 1443 nt
Organism: Paramormyrops kingsleyae
Lineage: Eukaryota; Metazoa; Chordata; Actinopteri; Osteoglossiformes; Mormyridae
Product: serine/threonine-protein phosphatase PP1-beta catalytic subunit
Biological process (GO): regulation of circadian rhythm; circadian regulation of gene expression
Cellular component (GO): nucleus; cytoplasm
Molecular function (GO): protein serine/threonine phosphatase activity
Source: RefSeq, a predicted model, not a curated record